Beta vulgaris subsp. vulgaris (sugar beet) is the source of this 3379-nucleotide messenger RNA. RefSeq lists its product as uncharacterized. The record is from RefSeq and is a predicted model, not a curated record. The transcript has 13 exons. The coding region runs from base 380 to 3142 and encodes 920 amino acids. NCBI's taxonomy places the organism in Eukaryota, Viridiplantae, Streptophyta, Magnoliopsida, Caryophyllales, Amaranthaceae. Gene Ontology annotation, biological process: proteolysis. Gene Ontology annotation, molecular function: cysteine-type peptidase activity.
AAAAAGGCGGAAGUACUAUCUUUAUCACAAUUGCUUCGGUUCUUCCCUUAAAAAAAAUUGAAAUAAGGGAAUUCAUUAGCUUCGUACUCUCUCUCAUAGUCUCAUUCAACUUCUUUAGUUGAAUUUGCUCUAUAACUUUCUGGGCAUCUCUUAUAACGUAAGUGGGUCCACCUUCACCUGUAUUACCGCCAAACUGAGAAACUUGUGAGUCAAUUUUAAUGCUGAUUUAUUGACGAAUUUAACAUUCAGAUUCAGCAGCCCAGUUUAAUUAGAAUGACCAAUAUGAAUACAGACAUUACAUAUGGUGAGAGAUUGGGGAGACUUCCUGAAUGGCUUGUAGAUUGUCUUGAUUGCUGAUUUGGGUAUUGAUUUUUGAGAAAUGGAUCGUCAUUGGAUGUAUGGUAAACGCAACACGCUUGCAUACUUCAAUGGUCUUCAGGAGUUCUGUAAAAUUGCUAAGAAACACCAACGGAGUACUAAGAAUGACAGAAUUUUUUGCCCUUGUCGUGAUUGCAACAACUUGAAGAGGUUUAGUGAUAUAGACAUCAUAAAAGACCAUUUGAUUCGUCGUGGAUUCAGGCAAGAAUAUCACGUAUGGUUAUGGCAUGGUGAGAAAUCAAUUUCUGGGUCAAGUUAUAGUGUAAGUAACAGUCAGCGGCUGGAGGGUGAGAGCGAUGCUGGUACUUCUGAAAAUAAUGUUAGGGAUGAAGAUAGUGAUACUGAGGAAGAUAGGAUGGUUGAGAUAAUGGAUAAGGUAGGAGAUCAUUUAAGUAGACCGGGCAACAAACGGUGCAGGGGUCCUUCGAGAGGAGCUCAAUUGAAGGAACCCAUGUUUCUUGAGUAUGACGAUCUUGGUCAGCCAAUGGGUGAUUGGGAGCAUGAUUAUGGGAAGCAUCUUGGUAGGUGUGCUCUUAAAAUUAACAUCAAUUUUAAGUCAUACCGAUUGGUGCCUGAAGGUGACAAACAAAUAUUUUGGCAUGAGACGAAGGCUUUGUUCCACAUUGAAGAUGGCCCCAAAAGGGAAAAAGAGAAGUUGUUUCACUCUGGUGUGGCUUGGCGAUUCAGAGAUUUUAAGUCAAAGUUAGUAACUCGUUGGAUCACUAAGACGCGGAAGCCUCCUAAAUAUGGUGCACACUUAAUGCCUUGGGAUGUUUACAAGGGUUUUAUCACAAAGGAGGACUGGAAAAAAUUUGAAGCAGAUCGUAUGACUGAUGAGGCGAAGGCUGUUAGUGAAAGGGCAAGAAAGAAUUCGAAACAAAACAAGCAUCAUCAUCACUUGGGGCAGAAGAGUUACAAGAGGAGCAAAGAACAGUGGAUCAAGGAUGGAAGAUACCCCACUGACACUAAGGGAUCAUUAUCUGAUAGAAUAGCUAAACGAGGGUUGGACUGGAUUUUGGCAAGAGAAGUGCCCGGUGAAGGAGGGACCUGGGUUAUCACGAAUGAUGAUACACGGAAAGUUGCCGAAAAAUAUGAGGAUUACACGCAGCAGCAAAUUCAAGGGACUUUUGUUCCAGAGAGAAAUGUGGAUGCUUUGUGCAUGGCCCUUGGCAAAGAAGAUCAUAAUGGCCGUGUCUAUGGAGUUGGGGGACUUAAUAUUGGUCUUCGGAAGGCCUUUGGCAAGCCAGAAGGUAAAGGCUGUGGGUUGAACCGAAGUAGGCAGUCAAUGGAGGUGAUAAAGGAGUCGAUCAAAGCUUCCUUGAAAGAGGAGUUUGAACAGAGGUUGGAAGAUCAGGUGACAAUUGCAGUCAAGCGGCAAUGGGCUUCCAUGAUGCAGCAGAUGGGCGGUCUAACAUUUCCUGAAGGCACCAGCUUGCCCCAAACUACCAAUUCUGAUCCAUCGCCAGAAUUGUUGAAGGCUUCGAAGGCAUGCCAUCUUGCUGUGUGGGAUGCUUACUCGGGGGACAAAGUAGUUGUGGCAGGUGGCAUAGCAUAUCCCAAUGGGGAUGGAUCAAUCAUGCCUGACCACAUGAAGGUGAAAUUGAAUGACCCUUACACCGAAUUUUGCGACAUUGAGCUUCCAUUACCUACAGAGGAGGGUGCCACUACGGUGGGUGAAGCUCAUGGUAGUUUUGUGCAAUGGCCUGAGGCAUUGGUGCUGUUCGAACAUGAGGAAGCCACGUCAGAAAAGAAGAAGAAGUGUAAGGGGAAAUGCAAAGAGAAAGUUGACAGCAGUGGUCUAGAGUCAGGGGAGUCGGAGCCAGCGGCCAAUCAUAAGGGGCCACUACAACAAGGGGACAACAUCCUUGACUCUGUUGGUGAAAAAAGCAAAUGCAAAGAGAAAAUUGACAGCAGUGGUCUAGAAUCAGGGGAGUCAGAGUCAGCAGCCAAUCUUAAGGGGCCACUACAACAAAUUGGAGAUGACAUCCUUGACUCUGUUGGUGAAAAAAGCAAGUUUUUGCAUUAUAUCUUGGCGAGUCAACCUGAGCGAUAUGAUGUCAUGACCGUUCAGUUGGACACUGAAGUGUUGCACUUGGAAAAGGAUGUUGAAAUAUUUGUCACAGCAGAGGACAUCGCCUUAUUACUCAGAGGGGAAAGGCUGAACAUUUCUAUGAUUCAAGUCUUCAUAAUGUUUCUAGUUGACAAGUACAAUUCUUCACUUGACGUGUCACAUAUUGGGUUCCUUUGUCCCCAAACAAUCGCUGCAUCUACCAUCCGUGACGACCAUCAAGCCACCACAGCCUACUUGAAAGAGUUUUUCUUAUUCAGUAGGGAUAGGGGUGAUGCUGGGUGCAAACUCAUAUUGGCCCCAUAUUAUGAAGAAGAGCAUUGGAUUCUCCUCGUGAUUAAUGUUGCAUGCGGCAAAGUCUUCAAGUUUGAUUCCUCAAGGCCUAAAAAGGAACGAUCUUUGGCCAUUAAAGACUCUUUGGAUCGUGCUUACAGCGUUUAUAAGGUUCAAGGUCGGAAGGGGCGCGGCUCAAAAUUGAAAUGGUUUUCUAUUGAGUGCGCUAAACAAACAGUGGAUACUGAGUGUGGCUACUAUGUGAUGAAGUUCAUGCAUGAGAUAAUCACGUCGUAUAAAGAUUGCCAAAAUUUGGAAAAGGAGUACCAAAGAAGAGAUGAGCCCUACAAUGAUGAAGAAAUCGAUGAGGUUCGAGAGCAAUGGGCAGCCUUUUUUACCAAGUAUUUGUAUAGACCUAUGUAGUUGCUAUUCUUGGUACUUUAUCUAAACAUCUAACACUUUGUAACUUAAAGAAUCAAUGUUGACGUACUUGGUUGGAAGCACUUCCUUCCAUCUUGUGAUAGGGGUUUGAUUUUUUCCUUUUGCAAAGUGAGAUCCCCCUAAAUUUCCCCCACAUGCGAGGGGUCUUUAUCUUACCUCAAUUUUUUUUUGUUAAACCUCUUAAAUCUCAAUUUCAGAUGUUUACAAGUUUUUCCUGAA